GCAUGCUAUUUUCAUCUUUAGUCCCUCCAUCACUCCCCCAUCUCCCAUGUUAGUGGUGUCUCUUUUCUCUACUCUUCAUCAGGUGAAAGCUUGAGGGAAGACUCAAAUGGAUGAAGGUGUUUCCCUUUUUGCUCAUCAAAUGAGAAAAGCAGUUUGUUUAUCCGUCUUAAAUUCCUCUCUACUACUUUCAGCUUCUCUCUCUCUCUCUCUCUCUCUCUCUCUCUCUCUCUCUCUCUCUCUCUCUCUCUCCCCCCCACCCCCCGUCUUUCAAUCAACAUAGAGCGUCACAGAAUGACUUACGUAUGCACAAACACGCACGCCAAUGACUGUCAGACAGUGAAUAUUAGCCGUCUGACCGGCAGUUAUUUCUAGUGGGUGUAUGAAGGUGAACGAUGCAGUAGCCCGCCCUUUAAUGAGUUUCCAACUGGGGAUAAGAGGAUAAUUUGUGAUCCUUGGCUGUUCAUUUUUCUGGGGAGGAUUCUAGCUCACUGCGCGUCUUCUUCAGCCUCACAUUUCCUUGUUUUUUUUUUAUCUUUUCAUGUCACUCGCUUCCUCACCCGCCCUCCUCGCUUCCAUUUCCCUCUCUCUAUCGUUCUUGCAGCGCUUGAUUCUAAUUUUGGAAGCAUGGAACCUCGGGGAGUGCUCUCCCAAAGCUAUUUAUGUCCUCGCUUCUCCUUAUCUUCCUCCUCUCCUCCUCUCCCUCUCAUCAGGCAGGAGGAGAACAGCAUGAGGAGCCUUUGAUGCAGGGGAAUUCAGCUUCUCCUUGUAUCUGUUUUUGUGUGGUGUUAUUAGCUGUGGGAAGUGGCGAAGAGGCAGCUGCAGAUCUCGGCUCGUCCGUCCUGAUGCAAGCUGACUGCACACAUGGAACCCAUCGCUUCCAUCCUUUCUCAGACUGUGGAAAUUUUGGAAAGUUUUACAAAGGUUUUACAAAGUGAGUACGGGUUCUGCCCAUUUCCUCACAGUUGAUUUUUGUCGCUUUGUUCGACUUGGACUGGACGCACCAGAAGAGGAAAACUUUCUGAUCCCCAAGAGUUGCCACUACAUCCUACAACAUAUCUGCCACUAUAACACCUUCAGCAAAGUGAUUUGCAUGGAUCUGGAAGCCAGAUAAUAUAAAUGAGACAAGCCAACCUUGAUCCAUUGAGUCUGUUACCAUCAGUGUCUCGUCGCUGUACAUCUUCCAGUACAUCCUUUUUAUUAUGAUUGAUCUGUUCAGCCUAGCGGAGGGAAGACUUUCUGGAUACUGCAUCAAAGAAGAGGAUCUUGGGAGCGACUGACAGUUUCAGGAUAAAACAGUAACAGUAAAUCGGUCAAGGAUUUUCCCUCAUAAAUCCCAGAAUAAAACACCAAUUUCUUUGUGGAUCUUAAUGGAUUUAGAUUUGUUUUCUUUUAAAGAAAAUCAACUUUUAACAACUUCACAUGCUUCUAAGUGAAUACUCACAGCUUCACAAGAUGAGUAAACCACGGUUCUUGAAUACAUGGCAGUAUUCUUGAAAAGGAACUGACUGUUUCGUGACAGAAUAGAGCACUUUUCUCGUCUUGGCAUGCUGUUGCAUCCCACGGUGUCAGGAUUGUGCACCAUGUUGCAGACCAUUUAUGAGACUGAGUCCUGUUUUUCCUCUGCCAGCACAGACAGCCAACAGCCUCUGGAGCUCCUGAGUAGCAGCAGGGGCUCUACCACUGCCAUGCCCACAGCCGUACUGGAGGUGAAGAGCAGCCUCCCAUCUGGGAUGCAGAGCCCAGUAGGAACAGCAAAUGAACAGCGGGGAGGAAGUGGAGAAGGUUCAGAAGAAAGCUCAGGUGGAGGAGGAGGUGGAGGCCCCGUUGACUUGCGUACUGAACUUAGAGUGGGAUCUUUGUCUGUGGGAGCAGCAGGAGUGGACACAACCCUUAGAGAGCAACAACUCCAGCAUGAACUAGUGCUCCUCAAACAGCAGCAAGAACUCCAGAAACAACUACUAUUUGCCGAGUUCCAGAAAAAACAUGAAGUACUAACCCGACAACAUGAAGUCCAGCUACAGGAACAUCUGAAGCAACAACAGGAGCUGUUGGCAGCCAAACGACAGCAGGAGCUGGAACAGAAGCUGAAACUGGAACAACAAAGGCAUGAAGAACUAGAGAAACAACGACUGGAGCAACAGCUGAUUCUAUUGCGGAAUAAGGAGAAAGGCAAAGAGAGUGCGAUUGCCAGUACAGAGGUGAAGCUGAAACUGCAGGAAUUCCUUCUUAGUAAGAAAGAACCUGGUAUUGGUGGACUGAACCAUUCCUUCUCCCCAAAGUGCUGGGGAGGCCAGAACGCGUCCCUGGAGCCGAAUUCUCCGCCCCAGAGUAAUACUCCAGGAACACCUCCCUCUUACAGACUUCCCACAUUACUUGGAAACUACGAGGGCAAAGAUGACUUUCCGCUGCGCAAGACAGUGUCGGAGCCUAACCUGAAGGUGCGUUCACGGUUGAAGCAGAAAGUAGCAGAGAGGCGCAGCUCUCCACUCCUCAGAAGAAAAGAUGGCACUGUCAUAAGCACUUUUAAGAAAAGAGCCAUUGAGAUUUCAGUCUCCCCUCUCUGUAAUAGUGCACCUGGCUCAGGUCCUAGCAGUCCUAACAGUUCUAAUACGGCUAUUGCUAAUGGCAACACUGGAUCUGUUCCCAACAUACAAACUGAGCUUCGAUCCCUUCAUCAGACGCUAGGGGCUGAUGGGACGUUGAGUCCGCUAAGUCUGUACACAUCUCCAUCUCUACCUAAUAUCUCGUUGGGCCUCCCUGCUAACACACACAUCACGGCCUCCCAGAAGUUGUCAAACCAACAGGAGGCGGAGCGUCAAGCCAUUCAGUCACUACGAGCAGGCGGUGCUCUAACUGGGAAGUUUCUCUCGACAUCGUCUUUACCUGCAGGACAUGAUGGAGAGACUCCACCAUCAGGCGCUCAUUCUGCUCAUUCCUCGCUAUUGCAGCAUGUGCUACUACUGGAGCAGGCCAGACAACAGACCGCUAUGCUAUCCGUCCCCAUUUACAGCCAGUCGCCCCUGGUUACGGCAGAGAGAGGCGUGUCCAGCGGCAUGCGAUCAGUCAACAAGCUGCCUCGUCAUCGGCCACUGGCUCGUACCCAGAGUGCACCUUUACCCCAAUCGCCCCAGGCCCUCCAGCAACUGGUGGUUCAGCAGCAACAUCAGCAUUUUCUGGAGAAACAUUACAAGAUGCUUUCCAAGGGGUCGGACCUUUCCAGGCCUCCUCCCACCCAUCCCGAGGAGACAGAGGAAGAGCUAACCGAGACCAAUGACAUGCAGGAAGACGAUGUAGGCACAAGCAUUCACAGACUUCAGAAGGAGAGUUCUGACGACAGCACAACAACCUCGGAGCGACAUAGUGCGCAUUCAAAGAGUGAGGAGGAGCGAGGAGUUGUGCACGUGAAAGGGGAGAGUACAGAGAGUGAACUGGAUGAAGAGGAUGAGGAAGACGAUGUUAUCCAUCUGGGGGAAGGUGAUGAAGACAGCAAGGGGAGCUCCUCUCAGGGCUUGCCACAGAUGGGUGUGUUCUCCUCGUUAGCUCACAGACCUCUGGGAAGAGCACAGUCUUCUCCUGCAUCAACUGUCAAUCCGGUUAAACAUCUCUUCACUACAGGUCUUGUUUAUGACAGUCUGAUGUUAAAGCAUCAGUGUGUAUGCGGCAAUGCUCACAUCCACCCAGAGCAUGCUGGUAGAGUGCAGAGUAUCUGGUCAAGGCUGCAGGAGACGGGCUUGCUGGGUCGCUGUGAGAGAAUUCGUGGGCGUAAAGCGUCCCUGGACGAGAUCCAGACUGUCCAUUCAGAGUUCCACACGCUGCUCUACGGAACCAGCCCGCUGAAUAGACACAAAUUGGACCACAAAAAACUGCUGGGUCCAAUCAGCCAAAAGAUGUAUGCGGUUCUUCCUUGUGGAGGAAUAGGGGUGGAUAGUGACACUGUAUGGAACGAAAUGCACUCGUCUGCAGCUGUCCGCAUGGCAGUGGGCUCUGUUAUUGAGCUGGCCUUCACAGUGGCAGCAGGGGAACUGAAGAAUGGCUUUGCAGUAGUGCGUCCACCAGGACAUCAUGCAGAGGAAUCCAAUGCCAUGGGGUUUUGUUUCUUCAAUUCCGUUGCCAUCACUGCCAAACUGCUCCAACAGAAACUGGGUGUUGGCAAGAUACUCAUUGUGGACUGGGACAUUCACCAUGGCAACGGCACGCAGCAGGCCUUCUACGGUGACCCCAAUGUCCUCUACAUUUCCCUCCAUCGCUACGAUGACGGCAACUUUUUUCCAGGCAGCGGAGCACCUGAAGAGGUGGGCUCGGGUGCAGGUGUUGGUUUUAACGUGAACAUUGCAUGGACAGGAGGCGUAGAGCCUCCCAUGGGUGACGUGGAGUACCUCACUGCCUUCAGGAGCGUGGUCAUGCCUAUUGCUCAGCAAUACAGCCCAGAUGUGAUUCUGGUGUCUGCAGGCUUUGAUGCUGUGGAAGGCCAUCAGUCUCCUCUCGGAGGUUACAAUGUUUCUGCAAAAUGUUUUGGGCUGCUAACGCAGCUCCUGAUGGGCCUGGCUGGUGGGCGUGUUGUUAUGGCGCUGGAGGGGGGUCAUGACCUCACUGCCAUCUGUGAUGCGUCAGAAGCCUGCGUCUCGGCUCUCCUUGGAGACCCGAGCGGCUCUGCAUUCCAGUGGCCUCAGGAGAAGCCAUGUCCAAAAGCCUGUGCCUCGCUAGAAAGAGUGAUAGAGAUCCAGAGCAAACACUGGUCUUGCCUCCAGAAUUUGUCCCCGACGAGCAGCCACUCGCUAUUGGACAGCCCGCUGGGAGCUCAAGGCCAAUCAGAGAAGGACGAGGCGGACACAGUCAGCGCCAUGGCGUCCCUGAGCGUCGAUGUUGAGCAGUCAAGCUCAGCUGCUGACAUCGCUGACGGCGGCAGCAGGUCCACAGAGGAACCAAUGGAGGAGGAGCCUGUUUUGUAGGCGGGACUUAAUAAGGAACACACACAUGAAGACCACCUUACCCUCCUUCGAGCACCGCCUCUACCUUUCAGCAUCCCUUACGGAUUGUGUAUAGGUACACACAUUUACACGGAGAGAGUGGAAAUGCUGUGGAGGACCUCGAGCACCAGGGAGGAAGCGCUGACAGUAUCUGAUUAUUCCAUUGGAGGAGCAGGCAAACUGUUGGUGUUUCCAUGGCAACCAGGGGAGGAUGUCAGCCAGGACACACCCUCUGUGCAACUUUGACUGGAACACUCCUUCCUGUGUCGCAACCCGCACACGGCACCACCGAUCUCCCUCCCUCGUCAUAUUUGAGAGCGAAUUGAAACGUCGACACGCCGAGCGCGAUGCUCGACACGGCCACACGGAGCUCGGCUGAUGCAGCGGGAAAGUUCCUGAAGGAACAGAGGACGAGGAGGAACUAGGUGCCUUUUUUUUUUUUUGUCCACGCACGGGAGAAAGAGAACACAUCCAAACGGAAACAAUAAAAACCACAACCACCGCGACACCUCAGCACACAAACCAGCUGCUUCGGGUUGAAGAGACACAGCAACGCGCAAACACACACACACACGCACGCACGCACAAACACACACACACACUCUUCAUUUUCUUGUUUAUCUGAAUGCCUUAAUUUCUUCAACUGCUACUGUAUAUUUUGGAGAGGUAGAGAGAGAGAGUGUGACAAUUUGAGUCACAUUUAGAAAUGAUUAUCGUUUAAGCGGCAGCCCCGUUUCUGUCGACAACAGUUGGUUGUUGUUCAAUAUUUCUGAAGCAAUACCGCUACUUAAAAAAAACAGGGAUCUUGUCCAAAAAUAUUGCAUUUUUCUUUUUACCGAAAGUUGUGAGAUGGGCGUUGUACAAAACAGUAAUUUCCAGUAAACAUUUCAAUAAUAGAAAUAUAUUUAUGAAUAACUUCAUAAAUUCACCAAUAUGAAAAAAAAUACACCAAAAAAUGUCAUAAUUAUCCCAGCAAAGCCCGCAGCAAUACAGAAAAAAUUGCACAGGUUUUCGAGUGCAUCUGCAAAAUAUUCACAGUGCUUCACUUCUUCUAUGUUUUGUUAUGUUACAGCCUUAUUCCAAAAUGGAAUAAAUACAUUUUUGUCCUCUAAAUUCUACACACAAUACCCCAUAAUGACAAUGUGAUAAAUUUUUCAUAUAUAUAUAUAUAUAUAUAUAUAUAUAUAUAUAUAUAUACAUAUAUAUAUUAGCACAUUUAUUUAAAGGGGGAAAACAUUUCUGUACAUUCCGCACAGAAAUGAAUAAUUGAUACGCAAUUGUGGUGAUGUCAGACUAGCAUUACAGCGAUGUUUCCUCCGAGAAUCAUGUGUUAAUUAUGUAUUGAUAAAAUAGUAACUUCCAAAUGGUGUUAAUUUUAAAUUUAAAUGUUUGUCUUAAUCAUCGUCAACAACCUAAUUUCCCCUGACUAAAACAGGUCUUGAGUUUUUGAGAAGCUGUGCAAUAACCUUUAAAAAGUAGUUUUAAGACAACCUCAAAGAUGCGUUAUCCUUUAUACUUUAUAUUUUAGUCGACCACAUUUACUUUAAAUUUUGUCGACUAAAACUAAAUCAAUUUAGAGAUAAAAUAUGACUAACUAAAAUACAUUUUUGUCAAAAGACUACGACUGCUGUCAAAAUGAACUCGUUGAUGAUAACUAAGACGAACAUUUUUAUUCAACAAAAUUAACAGCCCUUCCAACAUGGCCGUCCGUGCAGGUGAAAAACUAACCUCAAGCAUUAUAAGAAAUAUAACCAGAACAUAACCGGCUAGCUUAUGUUAGCAUUAGUGGUUUGACAUAACAUAUAUUGAUUGAAAGUGUAUAUAUGUCACAAAUUCUGAUUCUAUUAAAUAAAAAUUGUCGGUCCGAGGAAGUCGAACACCUGGUCUUGGACAGCUCCCUGUCAGGAAAACACUGCCCCCUUAGUGUUUUGGCUGGAAUUGCAAGUCACGCACUCAAGAGUCCAAAGACGCUGUAGCAUAAUUUAGCCUUCACCGCCGUCUCGUACACACGUGUGCGCAGGGAGCGUGUGCACAUACACAAAAGUAGUCUUAGUUAGAGAAGUAACUAACAAUUUGCAGUCAUGUUAUGCUGGAAUGUACGUUCGCUAGCCAAAUCGCUAUCACACAUUGCUAACGCAUGUGUGUUAUAUGGGGGGUAAUUACGUGCUGACAGCCAUAAGAGGGCAGGAUGUAAUGCUAACAAUAGAGAAGAGAUUCACAUGGCCCCAUUUCUCGGUGGAUCUUGCGUCACAGGAAGACGGGCGGGUUAAUCAUUUUUGCAAUGCAGUCUGCUGAAAAUAAUGGAAAGCCCCACUCUUUGUUAUGACGUUUGUAUGAUAUGAAUGUAUAUAUGUGUGUGUGUGUGUGUAUAUAUAUAUAUAUAU
Molecule: messenger RNA, 7351 nt
Organism: Nerophis ophidion (straightnose pipefish)
Lineage: Eukaryota; Metazoa; Chordata; Actinopteri; Syngnathiformes; Syngnathidae
Gene: hdac5
Product: histone deacetylase 5
Exons: 28
Coding region: 1545-4949 (1134 amino acids)
Biological process (GO): negative regulation of transcription by RNA polymerase II; chromatin organization
Cellular component (GO): histone deacetylase complex
Molecular function (GO): histone deacetylase activity
Source: RefSeq, a predicted model, not a curated record